This is a messenger RNA of Tetrahymena thermophila SB210, 1995 nucleotides long. Its product is annotated as plasma-membrane choline transporter. The record is from RefSeq and is a predicted model, not a curated record. The transcript is spliced from 10 exons. Gene Ontology annotation, cellular component: membrane. Gene Ontology annotation, molecular function: transmembrane transporter activity. NCBI's taxonomy places the organism in Eukaryota, Ciliophora, Oligohymenophorea, Hymenostomatida, Tetrahymenidae. Gene Ontology annotation, biological process: transmembrane transport.
AUGGAUUAGUAUUAAAGCAGGAUUGAUUUAUCAGGGUACAACUAGCAAAAUUAGUAGUAAUAGCAAUCAAUUGCUUAUGAAUUUCCUAUUGGCAAAGAAGGCAAAAAAAAGGAUUUUAUUGCAGGAAGCCCUAUAAAACAUGAUGAUAAUGACUUAGGAGAACCUUCUCCAGUUUAUUUAAAAAAUGGUACAAGGAGUGAUAGAAAAUGCAGGGAUUUUAUCUGUUUAGUGAUAUUUUUGUUCUUUAUUUUCUAUUACGUACUAGUUUUCUUUGAAAUGCUGUCAGCAGAUUUUUAAUUCGAAAGAAUAUCUGUGCCAUAUGAUCCAGAUCAUAGACCAUGUGGCCAUAAAGAAUACAAAGAACAUAAAUAUUUAUUUUUUGCUACUCCAGAUUCCAAUUAUCUUUAUAGAACUGUGUGCGUUAAAGAAUGUCCUAAGAAAUUGCCUCAAGAUUUGACAGGUUAUUCUCUAGAAUGUCUUCCCAACUCAGUUAUUCCUAAAUGCGAAUAUAGUCCUACAAAAGACCCAAAUUAACAGUUUCUAAUUUACGAAACAACAGAAUACUACAACAGCAUUUGUUUACCAGUAGAUAAGCAUUAUUUUGAAGAAAUUAGUCCUGCACUUUCAAUCAAUAGAGUUUAUGCUGAAGUAGGAAAUAUCAUAAAAAUAUUGCAUAUAAUUAUAUUAGCAGCAUUCUUAAGUUUUGUCUUUGGAUUAAUAUUCUUCGGAUUUUUAGGCUAGUGCGGUGAUUUAUUGACUUGGGUUUUCAUAUUUAGUUUUGUUUUGUUUAUGGCUCUGCUUGGAAGUGUAUUAUUUUUAAGAGGAUCUGGUAGCUAUAUUCCAAUCAUAGAAAAUCCUGAAAAUUAAGAUGAACUUGUAUACAUUGAGAAAAGAAUAAGUGAAUUGAGAAAUUUUGAACCAUAUUUCUAUGUUACUGCUUUUAUAUGUUGGAUAUCAAGCUUUACUAUUCUUGGUUUAGUUAUUUACUACCAUAGAAAAAUUAAAAUAAUUGCAUCAUAAUUAAAAAUAUCAGCUCAUUUCAUAUUACAGAACCAGCUCAUUCUGAUAGUUCCUUUUGUUUUGUUUGUCAUUCUAUUGAGUUUUUUCAUAUUUUGGGUCUAUCUUAACAUAUAAAUUGUUGGAACAGGAGUAGUUAAAUCUACUUAGAAUAGAAUGCCAUUUGACCAGUUUGAAAUUACUAAAGGAUAAAUAUUGAAGCUAUUAAUUAAUUUAAUAUUUAUAUUGAUUUUUAGAGGAUUCUUGGUUGGAUGUAGUGAUUUCUUGAUUACUUCAGCUUGCAGUUUAUGGUAUUACAAAAAGGAAAAAGAUAACAUAAAUACACUCAAGAUUAGUUUAGAGAGAUUAUUUAAGUAUCAUCUUGGAUCUAUUGUUUUUUUAGGAACUGUAAGUACUUUGUUGGACUAUCCUAUCAGAAUAUCCAAUUUGAUUUGUGAUUACUUGACAAAUAUAAAAAGAAAAGACAAAAAUGACUGUUCGUAUUAUGCAGCCUCUAUAACACUCUGCGGAUGCUUAUGCUUUGAUAAAUUCUUGAGAUAUAUGAAUAGAUAUGCUCUAAUCUUUAUAUCUCUUGCUGGUGAUAGCUAUUAUGAUUCUUCUAAGCAAUCUUAUUAUCUCCUAAAAAGACAUAAUAGAAGAUUUAAACUUGUCCGUAACUUAGGAGGAACUUUCUUUACCAUUUCUAAACUCUUUUUAGCUUUACUUAGUUCUUUAAUAUGCUAUUUUGUAGUUAUUUCUCUGCCUCAAUAUUAUUAAAAAGUUUCAGAUUUACUCUCUCCAACAUUAGCAUUUUUCAUUUUAUCUUAUACUACGGCUUCAUUCUUUAUUGAUGUUUAUUCAGAAACAUCUACUUCACUAAUUUUGAUCUCAUAUAUUGAUGAGGAAGUUGAGAAGUACCACUAUGGAAAAGAAGAUGUAUACAAUUGUCCUCACAUAAUCAGAGGUUACUUAAAUAGCAUAAGAAAUGCUAGAGUUUGA